AUGCGUGGAGAUGGAAAGGCUUCCUCCAUGAAGGACAAUCAAGAAUACUUUGAUGCUGAAAAGGACGUUCCUCAAACAGGAGCGUCGACCGAGAGCUCCCAGCUUGAUGGGCCCUUCGCUGGCCCUCAAGGAGCCCAGUAUGCACCAAGGACUCACAAAUUCUGGUUGAUUAUGUGCUGCAACUUUCUUACUCUUUUUCUUGUCGCAUUGGACCGAACUAUCAUAUCCACAGCUAUCCCUCGCAUCACCGACGAAUUCAACAGCCUCGGUGAUAUUGGCUGGUACUCCUCAGCAUACAUGCUGACAGGCGCAUGCUCCCAGCCUGUCUUUGGCCGAAUAUACAAGUUCUACGACAUGAAGAGGAACUUCUUGACGGCUGUCAUCAUCUUCGAUAUUGGAUCCGCCGUCUGUGGAGCUGUUCCAACCUCAAACACAUUCAUUGCAGGUCGUGCCAUUGCAGGUUUUGCUUCUGCAGGCAUUUUCUCUGGGUGCAUGCUGAUCACUAUACCCUUGGUCCCGCUUCAUAAGAGGCCGAUGUUCCAAAGCAUGUUUGGUGCUGUGUUUGGAAUUCCUUCCGUUCUAGGUCCUCUAGUCGGCGGUGCUUUCACAAGCAACGUUACUUGGAGGUGGUGUUUCUACAUUAACCUCCCUAUUGGCGCAGUGAGCUGGGCCUCGAUGGCACUAGUUUGGUACCCCGAGAAAAUAGCUCGCAAUCCAAUCCCUAUUGGUCAACAUAUUCGACGUCUUGACCCGCUUGGGAUGCUUUUCUUUGCUUCUUCAAUGGUCUGCUUGCUAUUGGCUCUUCAAUGGGGUGGAACAACCUAUUCAUGGAAGGAUGGUCGCAUCAUCGCCUUGUUUGUGGUCUUCGGGGUGCUCUUCCUGGCCUUUGCAAUUGUUCAAGUCCUAACGCCCGGGACAGCAACGAUCCCAGCAAGAGUUGUUACCCAGCGAAGUAUUUUUUGCGGAUCAUUCUACAUCUUCUUCAUCGCGAGCUCUAUGAUGACAAUCAUUUACUAUAUCCCCAUCUGGUGUAAGACCCCCGCUCAAACGGAACAAGUUCCAAUGCUUAACAGUGAAACAGUUCAGACCGUGAAACUCGUUAACCCGGUCGACUCUGGAGUCUACACUCUGCCACUAGUCCUCAGUCUAACCGUCGGGAGCUUCUGUGGGGGUGGCAUCACGCAGAAGAUCGGAUACUAUGUUCCCAUGAUGUAUGCGUGUCCAGCAAUAAUGUCAAUCGGCGUGGGCCUGAUGUCCACGUUCAAUGUCGAUACAGGCUCCUCCCUUUGGAUUGGCUAUCAAUUCCUCAGUGGAUUUGAUCUUGGUCUUGGGAUGCAGAUAACCGGAAUCCUUGUGCAAAGGGUACUCCCAGGCCCUGAUAUUCCUAUUGGCAUCUCUCUCAUGUUCCUCCUUCAACAACUUGGCGGAAGUAUCUUCACAGUUGUCAGUCAAUCAAUCCUGAACAAUAUUCUGGUGUCCCGUUUAGUUGGCAUCCCCGGAUUAGACACGGGCCAGGUCAUUAACGAGGGCGCUACUCACUUGGAAUCCGUGGUACCGCACGCAUACAUUGGAAUGGUCAAGGAGGUCUAUAACUACGCUUUGACAAGAAUAUUCCUGAUGUCCAUGGGCCUCCCACUUGCCGCAUUGAUAAGUUCGCUUGGAACCGAAUGGAUGAGCCUCAAGAAGGGGAAGAAUGGCCAAGAUGGACCUGAAGCGUCCACCAGGACCGGAGUUGCCAGUGAGUACUCCGAGUCGGGCCAGGUGUCAACUUGA
Molecule: messenger RNA, 1773 nt
Organism: Penicillium chermesinum
Lineage: Eukaryota; Fungi; Ascomycota; Eurotiomycetes; Eurotiales; Aspergillaceae
Product: MDR family MFS transporter
Exons: 2
Coding region: 1-1773 (590 amino acids)
Biological process (GO): transmembrane transport
Molecular function (GO): transmembrane transporter activity
Source: RefSeq, a predicted model, not a curated record